UAUAUAUAUAUAUUUAUUCUUUUAGGGUUGAAUUGCUCAAUUGUUGAAGGUCACAACGCUUCUAGAGACAUCUCUGCCCGCCCGCACGUUAAUUGGCGCAGCCACAACGCAAUCCCCGACCACGUUUCUCCAAUCGAUCGCUGAUCCGCCGGUUGCUUUCGCUUGACAGUUGUGUUCGUUAACUAUGGCUGACGACGAGCCAGUAGAUCCAAAGAAGGAACUUGAAGAUCGCUGCAAGGCGCCAUGCACUCGGCCACUUAAAGAAUAUCAGGCAUGUGUCAAGAGAAUUGAAGGCGAUGAAUCCGGCCACAAGCACUGUACCGGGCAAUACUUUGAUUAUUGGCGCUGUGUUGACAAAUGUGUUGCUUCAAAGCUAUUUACUUAUCUUAAAUAGCAAAGACGAGGGAGACAAAACUUAUGUCUAGUACCAGGUUUCGCGCUUCUGUUUUUCUAAAGCCAAUCAUUUCCUUUCCAUUGUGGUGUUGUCGAGACAAGCUUUGAUGUGUAAGCACACAGUCCCUUGGCAACAUGAGUUCUACACCAGGUCAAUAAAUGUUUUUGAAGAAUGAAAUCUUUUUUUUGUCUUUUUCUUUUUUUUUUUUUGUUGUAAUAUGGAUGCUCCAUGCUACAUUUCUCUUUUGCACACAAUUGGAUCACAAUUGAUAGCCUGAUUGAGGACUAUUUUUGGGGUGUAAAACUAAGUUUCGAAUAAAUUACCGUUCGUAUUUGACUGCUUGAA
Molecule: messenger RNA, 739 nt
Organism: Andrographis paniculata
Lineage: Eukaryota; Viridiplantae; Streptophyta; Magnoliopsida; Lamiales; Acanthaceae
Product: cytochrome b-c1 complex subunit 6-1, mitochondrial
Exons: 5
Coding region: 185-394 (69 amino acids)
Biological process (GO): mitochondrial electron transport, ubiquinol to cytochrome c
Source: RefSeq, a predicted model, not a curated record